Molecule: messenger RNA, 2679 nt
Organism: Pyricularia grisea
Lineage: Eukaryota; Fungi; Ascomycota; Sordariomycetes; Magnaporthales; Pyriculariaceae
Exons: 1
Coding region: 1-2679 (892 amino acids)
Biological process (GO): intracellular calcium ion homeostasis; calcium ion transmembrane transport
Cellular component (GO): membrane
Molecular function (GO): calcium channel activity; calcium ion binding
Source: RefSeq, a predicted model, not a curated record
AUGACCACACCAGAUAGACAAAACACCUUCAAUGAAAAGGUGAUGGACCCGGACCGCCUGGCUCCUGACCAGGCUACACUUCACGAGGAUGAAUCAAGGGAAUACACGAGUCGGUUGACAGAUGAUCUCGAACUUCUUCGGGCAGAGAGGCUCGUCACUACCCAUGAGCAAGAGUCCCACUCAAGGACUUCGAGAGAUCACCGGCGGCGAGCACCAUCACCAAUCCCAGAAGAUGCAUUCAACGAGCAGGUAGACGAAAAAGAACAACAUGCCGGUCCGGCUCCGAACCAGGAGCCACCGACGCUGGCCAACAAGGCUUGGAUCAAGAUCAAAAAGUUCCCCCGAGUCAUCCGCUACCUCGUCUACUGGAUGCCCGUGGCCGCAAUUCUCAUGGCUCCCAUCCUCGUCGAUAAACUUGCCUUGGAUAAUCAACAACCUCUUGUAGGAGGUAACGGAGGCGUCCAGCUCUACUGGUUUGGCAUCUGGCUCCAGAUUCUCUGGGGCACACUUUGGGCUUCGCGGUUCAUAUGUGCCAUCAUGCCAUAUCUGUUCAAGUGGUGUGCCAAGAUGGUCGGUUCCAACAAUCACAAGAAGUGGUUAGACGUCGGCAGAGGCCUCGAGCUGCACACGGCACUGUUUGUAUGGAUGCUGUCUGUACUCGUCUCGUAUUGGCCGACUCUAAACAUGGGCAGGCUGGACGAUAAGCCUGAUGUCGCCUGGAUCGACGUCGUUUUCAAGGUCAUCAUUGCGCUAUUCGUACUCGCCGCGCUCAACUUUAUCGUCAAGAUCUUGAUCCAGUGGAUCGCCAACUCGUUCCACCGCCGCACGUAUGCCUACCGGAUCGAGGCCAACAAGCGAGAUAUACAAUACCUCGUCUCGCUUUACACAUACUCGCGAACCAUGAUCGAGCAGGAGGAAGAGUGGAGCCCCAACGGCCAGAGCCCUACGGCCGGAGCGAGGACACCCAUGCAGGCGCUGCAGAGGAACGCCCGAGACGCCUUCACCCGCGUCGGAAACGUCGCCAACAGGGUCGCUGGUGACUUCACCGGUCGCAAGAUCCUGGGCGAGAACCACCCGCAGAAGGUGGUGGCCGAGCUGUUGCGUUCCACUCCUACCAGCUUCACUCUGGGCAGACUGAUCUUCCGCACUUUUGUCACGCCUGGAAACGAGACCUUGACGCUUGAGGACUUCCAAAAGGUCUUUGAUAACAGCGAAGACGCCGAGGCGUGUCUGAGCGUCUUUGACAAGGACCUCAACGGUGACGUGUCGAUGCAGGAGCUGGAGCUGGUCUGUAACGAGAUUCAUCUCGAGAAGAAGGCCAUCGCUGCGUCUCUCAAGGAUUUAGACUCGGUCAUCAAGAAGCUCGACAAGGUCUUUAUGUUCAUCGUCCUGGUCAUCGCCGUCAUUGUCUUUGUCUCCAUCAUCUCGGGCUCCGCUGCGGCUGCUCUUGGAUCGGCGGGCACUACGAUCUUGGGUCUGGCGUGGAUGCUGCAGGCGACGGCGCAGGAGUUUCUCCAGUCCAUCAUCUUCGUCUUUGUCAAGCACCCAUUCGACGUUGGAGACCGUGUGCGCGUAUAUGGCAACACCGGUGAUAUGAUGACAGGUGACGACUACUACGUUCAGGAGAUCUCGCUGCUAUACACCGAGUUCAAGAAGAUGCAGGGCCACGUUGUGCAGGCGCCCAACUCUCUGCUCAACAACCUCUUCAUCCUGAACCAGCGACGAUCCAACGGCCUCGCAGACCCGAUCGUGCUCAAGGUCCGAUUCGGUACGACAAACGAGGUCAUCGAGGAGCUGCGCGACCGCAUGACCGACUUUGUCCUGGAGAACAAGCGCGACUACGGCCCCCGCAUCAUCACCGAGGUCAGCACCAUCGACGAGGUGUAUUCGGUCACGCUAAGCUUCGUCUUCUUCCACAAGUCCAGCUUCCAGAACGAGCUGCUUCGUCUGCAGCGCCACAACCGCUUCGCCGGCGAGUUGAUGCGCCAGAUGGCCCUGCUGGGUAUUGAAGGCCCGAGGAAGCAGCAGCCCGGUGGUACCAAGGAUCUCCCCUUCUACUGGACCAGCGUCCCACCGCCAGCGUUUGAGCCGGCCACCACUUACGUCACGCCGAGGCCGGAGCAGCCGCAGAGUCAGCCGAGCCAGGAUGGGACAUCCACCAGCCCCGUCGUCCCGUUCCCGUCCCUGAGCAUCCACGCGUCAGACCAAGAACGUCAGCAGCAGCUGCGAGAGCAGCACCAACAAUCCCAACAACAACAACAACAACAAUCAUCGACGGCCGUGGCGUCUGGGGCGAACUCGUCGACGACCUCUGUCCGGCGCCGCCGCGGGCCAUCCGUGGUGAUAGACCACGGCCCGGACAUGUUCCAGGACGUCUACGGGAGCCGACGCCACGACACCAGCGCCCAGCUCGCACGCCUGCAGAGCAUCCGGGCGGCGGAGCACACGAUCCAGCCGCCGACGCACUCGCCCUCGUCGCCGGGCAUCGAGCGCACCGCCACGCUCGGCAGCCUCCACAGCCUCGGCCAGCACCCGUCGCGCAGGUUCUGGUCGAGGCGGGAGACGAUACAGGAGCGGGACGGAGGAGAGGGUGAGGAGAGGCCCAUCGUGGGUAGCCCGACCCCGCCGCCGCCUGGGGCGAGUGCCACCAAGUUGAGCAAUGCGGAGAGGAUGGUGUGA